Molecule: messenger RNA, 706 nt
Organism: Canis lupus familiaris (dog)
Lineage: Eukaryota; Metazoa; Chordata; Mammalia; Carnivora; Canidae
Product: nischarin-like
Exons: 2
Coding region: 16-408 (130 amino acids)
Source: RefSeq, a predicted model, not a curated record
CUGUGCCGGACCCGGAUGUACGCGCGCCCCGCCUCCUCGGGGCCGCCCUCCUCAGCCUCCUCAGCCUCCUCAGCCUCCUCAGCCUCCUCAGCCUCUUCAGCCUCCUCAGCCUCAGGGGCAGGACCCAGGCGGCGCGGCGCGGCGCGGUCGGGGUCGGCCCCCGCGGGGGGUCCGCCUCCUGCUGUGGCCUGGCCCACCCUCGAAGGAUGGAAGAGAUGCACUGCCAAGCACAGAAUCUGGUUCACCCUGGAGGCUCGGGAAACACCUGUUGCCAGCCUUGGGAGUCCCUGCCUCAGGAAUGUGGAGCAGCCCAGUGGCUCUGUCUUGAGGAGCCAGGCUGGCCCUGAGUCAGAGCUGGAGACUCCUGACUGCAGUUUCAAGAAGGUUGCAGUUGGGGGUGAGGAAUGAAGUUCUGUCAUCUUCUCAAGAGCCCGAGGAUUUAGUUUAUCAAAUCCCUUUCUAGUAUGUUGGGAUGUUUUCUGGGGUAUCUGGAUCUGAAAUGGGAUUUCACUUGGAGGAGCUAUAUAAGGCUUUCAUAAUUAAAAACAAAAAAAUUCACUAAAAAAUCAGAAUUGUAGAGCACUGGCUAGCUCAUUGGGAAGAGCAUGUGAAUCUUGAUCUCAGGGUCAUGAGUCCAAGCCCCAUGUUGAGUGUAGAGGUUACUUAAAUAAACUUUAGAAAAAUAAAAUAUUUUUAAAAAUCAGAA